Molecule: messenger RNA, 600 nt
Organism: Bathycoccus prasinos
Lineage: Eukaryota; Viridiplantae; Chlorophyta; Mamiellophyceae; Mamiellales; Bathycoccaceae
Product: 50S ribosomal protein L13
Exons: 2
Coding region: 1-600 (199 amino acids)
Biological process (GO): negative regulation of translation; translation
Cellular component (GO): ribosome; mitochondrial large ribosomal subunit
Molecular function (GO): structural constituent of ribosome; mRNA binding
Source: RefSeq, a predicted model, not a curated record
AUGGCAUCAUCCUCGGCGUACCGCCAAACGCAAAUCUUUUUGAAAAAGACCCGGGACCGAGUGCUCUCGGGUAAUAACGAUGCUCUGAUGAUAAGUUCUCGUUUCCGUUUGAUCGAUGCGAAAGGUGAAGUCUUAGGUCGCUUAGCGUCUCAGAUUUCCUACGUUUUACAAGGGAAAGACAAACCGACGUUCGAUCGAUCGAAACCUCUCGGGGACGCGAUAGUGGUGAUAAACGCGAGCAAAAUACAUUUAAGUGGAAGGAAAAUGGAACAGAAAAAGUUUCACAGGCACACCGGUUACGUUGGAGGUUUAGUCACUCGGACGGCGAAAGCGAUGCACGCGAGAGACGAGACGUUUUUGAUUCGGAAAGCGGUGGAACGAAUGUUACCGGACAACCAACUGAGAAAAGAACAUUUGAGAAAGUUGAGAGUGUUUCCGAACGAAGAACAUCCUUUUAAAGAUUUAAGCGCAGAUCGGCUGGUGCCGUUUGAAAUGCCUUUGAGAGCGUUGAAACGAUCGGAUGGGGAGGACGAGUAUAGAUUGGAGACGGAGAGCGGAAACGACGACGAAGAAGACGACGGGUGGCAAAGAAGAGUUUAG